AUGUCUGAACCAGUUCAAAAGAAGCAAAAGACUAACUCUUCUCUAGACCAAUUGAAGGCCUCUGGUACUGUUGUUGUUGCUGACACCGGUGACUUCGAGUCCAUUGCUAAGUUCCAACCUCAGGACUCCACCACCAACCCAUCUCUAAUCUUGGCCGCUGCUAAGCAACCAGCUUACGCCAAGUUGAUCGACGUUGCUGUUGAGUACGGUAAGAAGCACGGUAAGACCGUCGAGGAACAAACCGAAGCCGCUGUCGACAGACUGCUUGUGGAAUUCGGUAAGGAAAUCUUAAAGAUCGUUCCAGGCAGAGUCUCCACCGAGGUUGACGCCCGUCUAUCCUUCGACAAGGAGGCCACCAUCGCCAAGGCUCUACAAAUUAUCAAGCUAUACGAAGAACAAGGUAUCUCCAAGUCCCGUGUCUUGAUUAAGAUUGCCUCCACCUGGGAAGGUAUCCAAGCCGCUAGAGAACUAGAGAGCAAGCACGGUAUCCACUGUAACUUGACUCUGCUGUUCAACUUCGCCCAAGCUGUCGCCUGUGCCGAGGCCAACAUCACCUUGAUUUCCCCAUUCGUCGGUAGAAUCAUGGACUACUACAAGGCCAAGACCGGUGAAACUUACACUGGUGAAACCGACCCAGGUGUCAAGUCUGUCAGAGCCAUCUACAACUACUACAAGAAGUACGGUUACAAGACCAUCGUCAUGGGUGCUUCUUUCAGAAACAUAGAUGAAAUCAAGGCCCUAGCCGGUGUUGACUACUUGACCAUCUCUCCAAACUUGCUAGACCAACUAUUGAACUCUAACGACCCAGUUCCAAAGAUCCUAGACCCAGCCACCGCCAAGGACGAAGCUGGUGAGAAGGUCACUUUCGUCGACAACGAAUCUGCUUUCAGAUUCGCUCUAAACGACGACGCCAUGGCCACCGACAAGUUGUCUGACGGUAUCAGAAAGUUCUCUGCUGAUAUCAUCACUUUGUUCGACAUGAUUGAAAAGAAGGUUAAGGCUUAA
Nakaseomyces glabratus is the source of this 1005-nucleotide messenger RNA. It is a transcript of the gene TAL1, whose product is annotated as sedoheptulose-7-phosphate:D-glyceraldehyde-3-phosphate transaldolase TAL1. NCBI's taxonomy places the organism in Eukaryota, Fungi, Ascomycota, Saccharomycetes, Saccharomycetales, Saccharomycetaceae. Gene Ontology annotation, biological process: pentose-phosphate shunt; pentose-phosphate shunt, non-oxidative branch; carbohydrate metabolic process. Gene Ontology annotation, cellular component: intracellular anatomical structure; cytoplasm. Gene Ontology annotation, molecular function: transaldolase activity. The record is from RefSeq and is a predicted model, not a curated record.